AACUCCACUACGCUUGCGCCUCACGUAGCGUCGUCGUAAAAUCAUCUGUGGUACGCAAACGCACUUAAUCGCGUCGAGUAACUUCUGGGCAGACUGAACUGCGCGGCAAAAGAAGGGGUACCCAAACAAAAACAUGUGGCGGAGGCAAUGAAAUACUGAUGUGGAGAAUAUUAGUGGCUUGAUUGACAGUUGUCAUCAUGGGUCUUCACUCCACCCAGAAGAAGCACUUCCCCUUACGGGGGAUUGAUGGUGUAGUACAGUUGUUUGACGCUGAACUCCGCAAGUCAGAGCCAGACCUGGCCCUCCUCUCCCUGGUUCUGGGUUUUGUGGAGCACUUCCUGGCCGUAAACCGGGUCAUCCCAAUUAAUGUUCCUGGUGUGAGAUUCGAACCACUUGAACCAGACUGUCCCACCUCCUGCUUUCCCACAGUGGAGUUGGGUAUGAUAUCUGCACUGUAUGAACGCUUCACAGCACAGAUCCGGGGUGCAGUGGACUUGUCCCUGUUCCGGAGAACUGCUUCAGGAUCCAGCAGGGAGUUGGUAAAGAAAGUGUCUGAUGUCAUUUGGAACAGUCUGAGCCGAUCAUACUUCAAGGACAGAGCCCACAUCCAAUCCCUCUUCAGUCUCAUCACUGGUACUAAACUCGACAGCUCCGGAGUAGCAUUCGCUGUGGUGGCAGCCUGCCAGGUUCUGGGUCUGAAGGAUGUCCACUUGGCAUUGUCUGAAGAUCACGCCUGGGUGAUAUUUGGCAAAAAUGGGGAGGAGACGGCUGAAGUCACCUGGCAUGGAAAAGGAAAUGAAGACAGGCGAGGACAAACUGUGAAUACGGGAGUGAAUGAGAAGAGUUGGCUCUACCUGAAGGGCUCGUAUAUGAAGUGUGACAGAAACAUGGAGGUGGCCUUCAUGGUUUGUGCCAUCAACCCAUCACUGGACCUGCACACUGAUAGUUCUGAGCUCCUACAGCUUCAACAAAAGCUGCUCUGGCUGCUGUAUGAGAGAGGCGACCUGGACAGAUACCCAAUGGCCAUGGGGACGCUAGCUGACUUGGAGGACCAGGAUCCAAUCCCAGGGAAAGAAAAUCCACUGAAAAUCCACCUCAAGGCUGUCAGUUCUGCUGAGAAGCACUACAACAACGAGCACAUCUACCCGUACAUGUACCUGGCUGGUUUUCACUAUAGACACAGGAAUGUGCGGGAUGCUCUGAGAGCCUGGGCCGAGGCUGCGCAGGUCAUGCAGGACUACAACUAUUUUCGCGAAGAUGAGGAGAUCUAUAAGGAGUUUUUUGACAUAGCCAAUGAUGUCAUUCCAACCCUGCUGAAGGAGACGAGUGCUGCUGCAGAGAGUCCCAGUGAGGGACCUGAGGGAGAAGAUGGACCUGAGAAGCAGGAUCAACCCAAGCAGCAGGCAGCAGCAUUCUCAGCUUUGCAGGAUCCAGAAUGCUUUGCUCACUUGCUGCGAUUCUAUGAUGGCAUUUGCAAAUGGGAAGAGGGCAGCCCCACUCCUGUCCUCCAUGUUGGAUGGGCCACCUACCUGGUGCAGUCUCUAAGUCGUUUUGAUGCUCAAGUUCGUCAGAAAGUAACUAUCAUCACCAAAGAGCCCGAGACCCCGGAUGAUGAUGAUCAGUCCAGUGAAGAUCUCAGAGAAGGACGCAGGCGAGUCCCACGGAGGGAGUCCAAGCUGGAAGAACAGAGUCCCCCCCUUCCUGCAGCUCCCAAUUCCCCACCUUCCCAAAACCCUACAGACCAGCCCAAGAAGAUCGGUGAGGGUGGAGGCCGUCGCAGAUCUUCCCAAACUCUCCGCGCGGGAGACACAGAAGGAAAACCGAAGUCCCCCAGUCCUGACUCCUCACCUGCAUCCCAGCAGCAGCAGGCAGCAGCCUCCACCAACUGCCCGGUUGUCACCUUCCAGAGUGAGAAGAUGAAAGGGAUGAAGGAGCUGCUGUGUGCUGCCAAGGUGAAUUCCAGCGCCAUCAAGCUGCAGCUCACAGCCCAGUCUCAGGUACAAAUGAAGAGGCAGAAGAGCACACCAGCCGGAGAUUACUCGAUGUCCUUCAUGAAGCGACAGCGCAAAUCUCUCUAGAUUGUAGAUGUAGAAACAAACUGUGAUCUUGGCUCUCCCACAGUGCUCACGUCUGAUGCCACCAGAGGUAGUUUUCAAUAUCCUCACAGAAUGGAGCAAUAUAUGACAGAGUUUGCCUCACAUAUCGUGCUCAAACUGAACUUGAAUUUCAGUUUUAAUGAACCAGGCCAGAGCAGAUUCUCUUCAUCUUGUGACGGAUCAUCAACUCGUGGUUAUGUUAGUUUACACGUGGACAUCUGAAGCCAGGAAUGUCCAGAAGUGUGUAAAUAUCAAACUUUAGGAGUCCACAACGACAGUGAAGAAUUUAGGAUAGUUACUGUGUAACAUUGUCCACAUCUGCUCUACCGACAGCUUCUUUCUUGCUAGCUCUUUGUUGCCUUACUUUGCUCUUUUCUCAUGUAGAUGGCCUUUUUAGUUUUGUGCAUAGCUAAGCUAGGCCCGUUUUAAACCAGAAGACCCGAACGACCAUGCACUGUUGACACGGAUCCGUGUAGGUGGCUCUGCUACGUCCUACUUGCUCGACUACUUGUGGUGUUUGUCUGUGUUUUUGUAAUCUGCCAGUAAUAAAGUUCUGAUGUGAAAAGCAUGGCGAG
Messenger RNA from Synchiropus splendidus (mandarinfish), 2671 nucleotides. RefSeq names its product multiple endocrine neoplasia I (gene men1). The record is from RefSeq and is a predicted model, not a curated record. NCBI's taxonomy places the organism in Eukaryota, Metazoa, Chordata, Actinopteri, Syngnathiformes, Callionymidae. Gene Ontology annotation, biological process: negative regulation of cell population proliferation; negative regulation of cell cycle; regulation of transcription by RNA polymerase II. The transcript has 10 exons. Gene Ontology annotation, cellular component: nucleus; histone methyltransferase complex; chromatin. The coding region runs from base 198 to 2078 and encodes 626 amino acids. Gene Ontology annotation, molecular function: Y-form DNA binding; transcription cis-regulatory region binding; chromatin binding.